Zerene cesonia (dogface butterfly) is the source of this 1313-nucleotide messenger RNA. RefSeq lists its product as uncharacterized. Lineage: Eukaryota; Metazoa; Arthropoda; Insecta; Lepidoptera; Pieridae. The record is from RefSeq and is a predicted model, not a curated record. The transcript is spliced from 4 exons. The coding region runs from base 81 to 857 and encodes 258 amino acids.
CAUUUGAUGUGGACGGCGAAGAAACGAUAUUGGCAUUUGAAAAUGAGAAAAUUAAAAUUCAGUGCAAAUCAGAUUUUCCCAUGAUUUACUGCGGCUUUGUUAAUCCACGGGGAGCACGGUUUUCAUUUACAGAUCUAGGCGUACACGCUGGCAGAUGCGUUCAUGAGAUCAAAGCUAAAAAAACAGACAGUGGUGAGUGGAAAUGCCAUAUCGGGAGGAAAACAGAAAGAUUGGAAACGAUCAAGAGGAUUCAAGUGAGAGUUGUCAAGCAAUUAGCAGCGGUCAAACCCAAUAUAACUACUAAGUAUGGGAAGAGUAUAACACUGUCUUGCGCGACCACGGGUGGCUUCAUUCCUCUCAGCUAUUGUCGGUUUGAACCGCCAAAUGGCAAAUCUUUUAGCAUAGAUCCAACAGUAACUGACGCAAAUCCAAUCCUAGGUAAAUACUAUUUUCCGUCCAAUAGUAGUCUCGAUAGAGGUGAUUGUUGUGUCACGAUUCGUAAAGUUAAAGCUGAGGAUGUAGGCUUGUGGACGUGCGGCGCCGGCAUGGACGAUGGCAAUGAACAUACUGACACGAUCAGAGUAGAAAUCGAAGGAAUGCACACAAUGUCCACGGCAUCUGCCACGGGAGUAACCAUUGGAGGCAUAAUUAUAGCCGCUACAAUGGGUUUGCUCGGAUACGUAGCAUGGAAGAAAUGGCGGUUGCUAGGAGUUGCACCCCAGGAACCAGAGGCAAUGGAGAUGGAGCAUAGAGCUGAUACACCGUCGCCUAGACCUUCCAGAGCUGUUCCUAGUGUGGUAGUACAAUCGCCGUCUACUCCUGGCUCGUCUCCGUUGAUGUCGAGUACACGGUCAUAAAUAUAGGUAUAGGAUAUCUCAAAAUGUACUGGCGUAAUGAUUUUCGAGUUUGAAACAGCUUCGGAAUGAAGCUUAUGAGACUACAUUGGGAUAUUUCAAAUAAUUUCUUUGGGAACCCGGUUUAUUUAUUCUGGUGCAAUAUUAAAUAAUCAGAUUUGUAAAUAAUUUUUCAAAAUACAUUGUUAUAAACACCACGAACACGCUUACCCGAAAAUCAAAUAUUAUUUAAAACAAUGCAUUAUUUAAAUAUAUGGGCCUAGUCUUACGAUAUUAACAAUUAUCUGGAUCUGUUGUGUAUAAUAAAUAGUUCUGGAAUAUUUUUAGAUAAGUAUCGCCAUUAAAAUAAAGCUGAAUGUAAGCAAUGGUUGACUUUAAUGUGUUAUAUAAUAAGUAGUGUAGAUUUGUACUUAUAUGACUUUUGUUAACAGGUUAACAAUAAUAGGUUGUUGAUAUUGA